Messenger RNA from Paecilomyces variotii, 5676 nucleotides. RefSeq lists its product as hypothetical. The record is from RefSeq and is a predicted model, not a curated record. Gene Ontology annotation, biological process: sterol biosynthetic process. Gene Ontology annotation, molecular function: C-8 sterol isomerase activity; steroid Delta-isomerase activity; cholestenol delta-isomerase activity. The coding region runs from base 1 to 5676 and encodes 1891 amino acids. Gene Ontology annotation, cellular component: membrane; endoplasmic reticulum. The transcript is spliced from 6 exons. NCBI's taxonomy places the organism in Eukaryota, Fungi, Ascomycota, Eurotiomycetes, Eurotiales, Thermoascaceae.
AUGGCAGCAGUGGACGGCAAAUUGUCCCAUCCUCCUCAUCCAUAUUACCCUCCGGAGGCUGAACUUAUUGGCUACCUCGAAAAUGAAUACUCCGUGCUCAAACUCCUGGUCUACUUCGCUGCUGGCUGCGUAGGUAUUCUGGGAAGCACACUGGCUAUUGUUACCCGCAUUCGUCCCUCGAUGAAUCGGGCAGAUCAACUUGCUAUCUUAUGGUUUGUUCUAUCCGGAUCCCUCCAUUGUUUUUUCGAAGGAUACUUUGUCAUCAACCAUACGCAUAUCGCUCCAGCCCAAGAUUUGUUCGGACAAUUAUGGAAGGAAUAUUCACUAUCCGAUUCUCGAUAUUUAACCUCGGACCCGAUUGUCCUAUGUAUGGAGACCAUCACCGUUAUAGUGUGGGGCCCAUUGUGCCUCAUAGUCGCAUAUUUCAUUACCAUUCAGCAUUCACUUCGCUAUCCGUUCCAGAUAAUCGUCUGCAUGGCGCAUCUCUAUGGUGAUGUCCUAUACUACGCCACCAGCCUAUUUGAUCACUAUUUUAACGAGGUCUCUUACUGCCGGCCAGAGGCGUACUACUUCUGGGGAUACUACUUCUUGAUGAACUUCAUUUGGAUUUCGAAAGCUGUGGACAUUGGAAAACCGCUAGGCAUUUACGACACCAAUUCUGUACGGGAGAAAGUAAGGCUAUGGCAGCACCAAGGAGGAGGUGUCAUCACUGCCAAUGAUGUCCUUGCCGACGAGGACGACGAGAACAUUCCGAAAUCAAAGAUAGAACAAGAAACACCGAAAGCGACCCCGCACAAGACAAGGGGCAAUAUCGCUCCCCGCAAACGAGUCAUCAGUGACGAACAUUGGAAGAUCAAAAGGAGCGCGCCGAAGACCCCUCCGCCAAAGACACGCCCGCCGAAACGGAUCACAGUGUACAAGACAAACGACGAAUUCAUCAACUCUCCGGGGACAAAGAAAGGGGGUCCAAAGAGCGAUACCUCUAAGUCUCGCAUAGAUGAUGACGGAAUAAGGAUCUAUGCCACCCCCCCUUCUUCACGGAGGCAGUCAAAGCAAACAAAGCAUGCGCCUGACGAGGCGUCGAACGCCGAGAGCAUACUGGAAGAUGAAGCUUCGUCGAUUGAUCAUACUCUUUCUACGCGAUCUAAGAAACGAAGCUCCCCCAAAACGCCAAAAGACAAGCAUCAUGAUGAACCUGAGAGCGAACGAAGCGCCUUACUGCCCGAAGAUGACGGCAAUGAGUGGGCACCGAGCGAAGCAAAUUUUUCUGAAUUGUCGAGAAGACGAGCUCGAGGCCCGACUAAUAGUACGCGACGGCCACCCCCAAAGAUUCACAAAGGAGGUAUUUUUGGGCAUAUGCUGGACGAGUCAAAGAAGAUGUUCGCGAGACCAGAGCCUCCUCCUCCCGCGCCCACGCGUGGCGCAAAGAUCGAGGCAUGGCUCUCUGCCACCUCUGAUCCAUUCAUGGAAGAUGAUGGUUCGGACGUCGAGGUUCCGACACCGCUAAAGACCGUAUCCAGCACGAAAGAGUCGUCACAAAGGAUGGAGUCCGAGGCUGACGAACCGUCCGAAAAGUCACCCGGCAGCAGCGGCUCUCGUCGAAGACGAAGCACACAUCGCUCUCGAAGCCGUCGAAAGGAUUAUUCUUAUGUGAGCGACAAGGAUAAUAUAUCCUCUCGUGAGUCUCUCUCAGCUAUAGCAGAAGAAGCUGCUCAGACCGCACGCCGGAAGAGCGACACCAGUUCAUUGUCGACGGUAAGGCGAACUGCGGCUCAUAAACGCAGUCAAUCAGCUUCCAGGAUUGGCAAAGAUAGCCCACGGCAUAAGGGCGAAGUUGAUGAAAAGGAAAGCCAUCCAGACACGGAAUCACUACCGUUUUCUGACGGUUCAGAGGUCUCAGCCAGCGAAGCCCCGUUUCCUCUCAACACCAGACGCCCUUUUCCGAGCACGGGAGUGCACCGACUGUCCACAAUACCUUCCGCGGAGACCCUGAGAACACACGAAGAAACCCAGCCGCAGACGACUGAAUUGACAGACGAAGAUUCUUUUGACCCAAACUCCCUUCCCGGCUCAUCUUCUGGUCUCAGGAGGCGGUUAACGACCCAUGAGGACCUGAUGUCAGUGCUUUCUGAACCCGGUACCAGGAAUCGAAGCACUAGGUCUACCAGGAGCAUUCGGUCGAACAGAAGCCGUUUGGCCAACGCGACCAUGGAUGACUUGAUGCAGGAGCUCAGUUCAGAUGAGACCAAGUACAUGCGCGAACUUAGAACCUUAGUUGGCGGAGUCAUUCCGGUCCUCUUAACGUGUGUGCUCUCGAGAUCCGACUCGGCUAUUGCCGCAGGGCUUUUCAGGCCUGCUCUGGACCCUAAAGAUGACAUGAAUUUCACGAAGCCCAUUGUCGAUAUGGGAGUUGCCCUGGAGCGGCUGAAGUCGAUGCACAAGCGCAUCCCGCUGGAUAAUCCGGAUACGCUUCUCACAUGGGCUCAUGGCGCGCAACGCGUCUAUCGUGACUAUCUCAAAGCCUGGAGAUUGGGGUUUCAGGACGUGGUUGUCAAUCUCGCCCCUCCGGAAGAGGGCGCAGCAGAGCCGAAUUCUGACACCAAGAGUUUGGACCAAGGAAUGGAAAGAGAUGAGAGUGGCGACAUUGUCAAUGCGGAUGGUCAGAAAGUUGAUGUCGCAUAUCUCCUGAAGAGACCUCUUGUGCGGCUGAAGUAUCUGUCAAAGACGUUCAGAGGGAUCAACACGCUUAAGCAUUCUCCCAAGGCCGAAGAGAUUGCCACUGCAUACCAGGCGCUUGUCACGGAGGCACGCCGGCGUUCCAACGAAGAACGAGCAAGACUAGAAGAUGAGUCUGCGGCUAGCAUCGAUCCCACCAGAGCUCGCGAUCCCGGGACCCUGGCUGCGCUUCCCAAUGUCAGCAUUGACCAGACUCGCCGUGUACGGGCUAGAGAUUUCUUCGACCUUUCCCUCUACCACUCCAGCGGUCAAAUGGUUGACUGUCGUUCGGAACUUUUGCUGAGGGAUAACGCGCCCGAAGAUGGAGCUGGGGGCGAUCUUCUUAUAUGUGAAGUGGACAAUUCAGAUCGUUGGUUGCUAUUCCCUCCUAUCGACAUCAGCUGCGUCUCAGCCCGCAGCGGUGAUGUGAAGGGUGAAAUCGUCGUCAUGAUCAGGAGCCCGCCCGGUGAAAAAAGAGAAUGGCAAGAACUUCUGUGCUUAAUGAUUGAUGAUGAAGAGAUUGGCUUGGAAUGGAUACAGUUGUUGGGCAAGGACCCAGUUCCCCCGGCUAUACACAGGACACAGAGCUUUAUCGCCCGGUCGAAGGAUCAUAGCUCGAAGUCCCAGCAAGAGCGGUCGUCGGAUUGCUCGCCAAAGCAAAAGCUGACACCAAACCCGAGCGAAAUCGAUAUUCCAAUUGGAGAGCAAGCGACCGCCGCUUCUCGCUCCAAGCGCCGUUCUAUCAGUCCAAAGGAACUGCUGUCAGAACCGAGCACUCUCAGUUACUCUUCCGCGGCGAAGUCAAGGACAUCUUUAUACUCUGCCAUCACCAGAGAGUCAGACUAUAGCCCUGUAGCAUCAGAGUCUUCUCCCAAAGCGCAUGCACCGGAAGACGUGCUCACCGCGAAAUCUCCAACUGGUCUUAAGAGAUCUAAAGCGAAACGGGUCUCGCGGCAUGCGGAGAAUCUGCCAUCGAGCCCUGCUUCAAGGAUGUCUACCACCCCAGAGAGAGAUGUCGUAUCACCUCCUUCUCAGAAGCAUGAUCGAUACUACGACGCCAAGGCGGCUACGAAAUCUCCGGAGCCUGCAAGUGCGGUGCAUCAUAAACAUGACAAGGACAAGUCUUCUCGGAGUCCUGUAGUGGAUGAGAAUCGUGAAAGGCGUCCGCGCGUUUCUUCAGUUCCAUCGAUGGAUCUUCCAACUAUCCGGAAAGUCAGAAAAGGAACACAAAGUCACAAUACAUCGACGAUCCUGUCCACUGAUGAGGAUGAUCUUGAUGACUUCAGCGAUAUCUCUGAUACUCCGAAUACGGCCGUCAAGCCUCAGAAGGAGAAUUCUGAGGGCGAUGAUCCCGACGACGCCCCUGCUCCACCGCCUCAUCGUUCCCCGAGUACUGCACAGCUGAAACAGCAGAACAUUCCGGUCCUCAGUCCAACCGCUGCUAGACAGAGACGACGUUCAUCGUCCCCUCUGAAGCAUGAAUACGAGCCUUCUACCGCUUCAGACACUGCGUCCGAGUACUCAGAAACGUCCACUGUCAUGCACUAUGACAUGGAUUCCGAAUACUCCUCUUCUGAAACUUCGGACGAUGAGCUGGAAGAUGACGAUAUGCCGACUCCAUUGCCUCCAAUCCAGCCACAGAAGUCGCAGAAACGUUCUGCACCAUCUUCGAUUCCGACUCUUCCUUGCGAGUCCCUGGAUCCUUCUAAUUCUGCCUCCCAAGGCCCAUACAGAACUGUCCCUCUCCAGCCUGAGAAGUCAUCAAAGGCAAUCGCCUCGAUAUUCGGGUGGUCAGAUAAGGGUACUUGGGAGAAUCUUUUCCCCGACGAGUGCAGUAUUACUGUCACUCCUGGACUUAUAGAAGCGUUUGAGAUGAAUGCUGCUCACUCGAACCCAGAGGCGUUUGCUCAGGAGCGUCCAUUGAUCGCCCUAGAGCUCACUCCGUUGGUACCAAUCCGUCGCGGCACAGCAAUUGACAUAAGCAUUCGUUCGCCGCCUACGGAAAGAUCUAAGAUCAAAUCCAACAACAACAUCAUGUUCCGCUCUCGCAGUACGGAAGAAUGUGAGGCCCUGUAUGCCAUGAUCAAUCAUGCACGCAUCAACAACCCGACAUACAUCGCCCUGCAAAAUGCCAGAGGGCCGUUUGCCGGUCAGCCCGCAUCUCUGGAGCGCUACAAUUCCACACGUUCAAACAAGAGCGGAGGCUGGUUCAGCUGGCCAAAGCGGAGAAACAGCUACCGUGCUUCUGGUACGCCUCGAUCGCUUGCAGAAGCCUCUGAAAGCAGUGUAGGAACCAUGAGCAGUGCGUUCUCCGCGUUGAAGAAAUUUGGCGCCGGAAGCAAAAUGUUCAGCAUUGCUCGGUCCACAAUCACAUCGCGUACGGGUGGCAGCAAAGGGGACAGCCUGUACUCGAGCGAAGCAGGAUCUGGUGCUAAGUCACCUGGUUCAGGACUCGCCGGGUUAGCUGGGGCUAUCAAGGGCGUUGAUGGCAUCGGUCUCUCGAAUGCGAAGAUCAGAUUAUACCUUCGUGAAAGCCAAUCGAAGUGGCGGGAUUUGGGAGCUGCCCGCCUCACUAUCAUGCCAGCUUCCCCAGCUCCUUCUCGCCCACAGACCUCCGGGGGCAGCCCAGAAAAUGGCAACAUAAACUCUGAGGCCUCCGAGAGUUCCAGACCACCAUCUGUAUCUGCCCCGCCGCGUCGCGAGAUGACGAGUGAGAAGCGCAUCAUUGUCCGUGGAAAGACACGCGGUGAGAUCCUCCUGGACGUCUGCUUGGGCGAAAGCGCUUUCGAGCGUGUUGCCCGCACUGGUAUCGCUGUUUCCGUGUGGGAGGAGAACGAAGGAGGUACCGUAGCCAAGGAGGGUGGCGUGACUGGUGGAUCUUUCAAGAUCUAUAUGAUCCAGAUGAAGACCGAGGCCGAAACGGCGUACACGUUUGGCCUAGUCGGGAAACUGAGAUAUUGA